This is a messenger RNA of Neltuma alba, 1995 nucleotides long. Its product is annotated as ERAD-associated E3 ubiquitin-protein ligase HRD1B. Lineage: Eukaryota; Viridiplantae; Streptophyta; Magnoliopsida; Fabales; Fabaceae. The transcript has 8 exons. The record is from RefSeq and is a predicted model, not a curated record. Gene Ontology annotation, biological process: proteasome-mediated ubiquitin-dependent protein catabolic process; ERAD pathway. Gene Ontology annotation, molecular function: ubiquitin protein ligase activity. The coding region runs from base 101 to 1738 and encodes 545 amino acids. Gene Ontology annotation, cellular component: endomembrane system.
UUGGAAAUAAAAAUCCAAGAGAGACCGAAAGCGAGCUGCUGAAGGUGCUGAAACUGAUCGCCGACGUUUGUUUGACCUUUUCAAGAAUUGAUUGAGCAAAAUGAUGAGGCUACAGACAUAUGCGGGGCUUAGUUUCGUUGCAACUCUAGCUGUUACAUAUCAUGCAUUCAACAGCAGAGGUCAAUUUUAUCCAGCAAUGGUUUUUCUGUCUACUUCCAAGAUCAGCUUGGUACUUCUUCUCAACAUGGGUCUGGUCAUUAUGUGUCUUUUAUGGCAAUUAACGAAGAGGGUCUUCCUUGGCACACUGCGAGAGGCAGAGGUUGAGAGGCUUAAUGAGCAAUCAUGGAGGGAGGUUAUGGAAAUUCUCUUUGCCAUCACCAUUUUUAGGCAGGAUUUCUCUGUUACAUUCCUUGCUAUGGUCACGGCACUGUUGUUGAUCAAAGCUUUACAUUGGUUGGCUCAGAAAAGAGUUGAAUAUAUUGAGACCACUCCUACAGUGCCCUUGUUGUCUCACAUUCGAAUUGUGUCUUUUAUGGGUUUUCUCCUUCUUCUGGAUGGACUCUUUUUAUAUAGUUCCAUGAAGCAUUUGAUACAAUCAUGGCAGGCUUCAGUUUCCCUGUUUUUUGCUUUCGAGUACAUGAUACUGGCAACAACAACAGUGUCAAUUUUUGUGAAAUAUCUUUUCUAUGUUAGCGACAUGCUUAUGGAAGGACAAUGGGAAAAGAAACCAGUCUUUACAUUCUACUUGGAACUCAUUAGGGAUUUGCUUCACUUGUCUAUGUACAUGUGUUUCUUCCUUGUAAUUUUCAUAAAUUAUGGUGUGCCUUUGCACUUAAUACGGGAGCUGUAUGAGACAUUUAGGAACUUCAGAGUUCGUGUCGCUGACUACAUACGGUACCGUAAGAUUACAUCAAAUAUGAAUGAUCGGUUUCCUGAUGCAACCCCCGAAGAGCUUAAUGCAAGCGAUGCUACAUGUAUUAUCUGUCGUGAAGAGAUGACUACAGCCAAGAAACUUAUAUGUGGACAUCUUUUUCAUGUGCAUUGCCUCCGAUCAUGGUUGGAGCGACAACAUACUUGCCCUACCUGCAGAGCCUUGGUUGUACCACCUGAAAAUGGGGCAACUACUGCUGGAGGGCAGCAUGGAGCACAGUCAGAUCGACAGGGAGCAGGAGCAGGAACAGGAACAAGUACAGGAAGCUCAGCCCAAGCUGAAGGUGGCAGUGGGGCAGCUACUGAUAAUUUGAGUCGUCAUCAAGCUAGACUCCAAGCUGCAGCUGCUGCUGCUUCAAUGUACGAGAAGUCUUAUGUAUACCCCUCGGCAACUUCUUUAGUAUGCGCCCCUGGAUACACUGUUUAUCCUCCUGUUCAAAGACCGGCUGCUGAAUCUACUAAUACUGAAUUUAAUGUAGAACAUGAACAAACACAACGGCAGUUUCUCAUCCCUGGUGGACCAAUGAAUGUUUCCUUUCAUCCAAUGGGACCGUUUCUUUUUCCCCCUUCUCUAACGCAUGUAGCAAAUGAGAAUUAUGGGGAGGGAUCUGGAUCUGAUCCAAAUACGCCAAAGUCUCUGCUGGAAGCUCAAAGACGCCAGAUUGAGAUUCUGCAAAAUCAGCUCCAGAUUCUGCGGAAGGCAUGUGAUGAGGAAAAUGUGAAUGGGGGCAAGACGACAUCAAGUGGCAAAGACAAGCAGGUUGCUUCCUCUUCAUCUGUGUCUGAUAUUCAAGGCAGCAGUUUAUAAACUGCUUGCUUAUUUUUCUGGCUGUAUAAUGAGGAGACUUCCAAAUGUAGAUAUAGGCAAAGUAGAGUACAGAAAUCACAGCAUCGUAGGUCGCAUCAUCAAUUUGAGAUUGUUCAAGGCUUGUUCUUUGUUAUAUUAAUCUUAUUAAUGCCUAGUGCCUCUUAAAAUUGAUUUGUGUCUGGCAGGCUUUUGUUAUCUUGCGUAAUAAUUUUUAUGGUAAAUAUCUAGUAUUAAAUAUUACUGAAUGUCAUCGAGUU